GUGAGUUCCUCUGCCCUCCCAUUCACAAAAAAUCUGUCAAGGCAUCUGCGCAGUACGUGUCUCACCCUCCCAUUCAUAAAAAGCCAUUUUCCUCAUGUAGUUGCAACAUCGUAUCAAAAACCCAGCGUCCCCACUGCAGUGCACUUCGAACGGAUUGUGGUCAAGGUUUUUUUUCUUCCUUACGAGGUUUUACCUUGGAUCUGUAUCUUUGGAAUAUACACUAAGACGCUGUGUUCAACAGACAGGGCGAUGCGUUGUUUCUUUAAACUGCACUGACCGCAAGGUGCCGCGCAGCUCUCAGUUGGCCAUGCGAGGGACCCGCUCGGAGCCCAUGGAGUCCCGAGUGCCCCACCACAUCCCCGGCGUCUCGUCCUCCAUCAUGGUGCAGCCCCUGCUGGAUAGCCGCGUGCCCUACGGCCGCCUGCAGCACCCGCUCACCAUCUACCCCAUCGACCAGAUGAAGUCGUCACACAUGGAGAACGACUACAUCGACAGCCCAGCAGCCGUGUGCCAGCAGCCGCAGCACACGCAGCCCAAGCACCCGGCUGCUGGCCGGCAGGCAGAUGCCAACCCACACCACCAACACCAACACCACCAUCAUCACCACCACCACCACCACCCGCACCCACACAUGCAGGACUCCACCCACCCGUGGAUCAGCUUCAGCGGCCGGCCCAGCUCCAUCAGCUCCAGCAGCAGCACUUCCUCUGACCAGCGUUUGCUGGACCACGCCGCCCCCACCCCGGUGCUGGACUCGGCCUCCACCACCAUAUCCUCCAACUCCACCUCCUCAUCCUCUUCCUCGCUCCCCCCUGCUGCUGCUUCUCUGGGCAGAGUCCCCGGCAGUGGCACCGUCGGCCUCCAGGCCAAGCUGCCCAGUGCCAAGCCCGCGGACCUGAAGACGCCGGCAGGGUCUGGGCCGGAUGGCCCGGUUGGUUCACCUCUCCCCGCAGAGGCCAAGCACCUGCUGCUGUGCGGGCGCUGUGGCAAGUGCCGGUGCACGGAGUGUACACUGCCCCGGGUGCUGCCCUCCUGCUGGGUGUGCCACCAGGCGUGCCUGUGCUCAGCCCAGAGCCUGGUGGAUGCCGCCACCUGCAUGUGCCUGGUGAAGGGCGUCUUCUACCACUGCGCUGAGGACGAGGACGACGGCGAAGAGGGCUCGUGCGCCGACCGGCCGUGCUCCUGCGCACCAGCGCACCGCUGCGCCCGCUGGUCCUUCAUGGCGGCACUCUCGCUGGCACUGCCCUGCCUGCUCUGCUACCUGCCCGCCGUGGGCUGCGCCAAACUCUCGCAGAAGUGCUACGACGGUGCCCAGCGCCCAGGCUGCCGCUGCAAGGUGGCCGCUGUGUCCAAGGCGGGUGUGGCAGGGAUUCUGGGGAAAGCUGGGGGAGGCUUGGACAAGCAGACUUCGUGAUGCCAGCCGUUAUAGUGGGACGUCUGAGACAUUUGGGCUGAUGACAGACAUGCUCUGCAUUAGCAGAGGAGGAUCUGAGUGGAUAUGUGCCCACCAUGCCACCCACCCCCCACCCCCCCCAAGCUGGUGGCGUUCCUCCAAUCACGGUACUUACUCACAAGGGUUCAGACUGGAUGCAAAUCAUAGUGUCAUAGUGUGACAUCUCAAAAGAUCAGUAGCAACAUUGCCUAGAUUAGCCUGGCUAAAAACACUUGCUUACUUCACAGUCCUGUUUUUACGAGUGCAAAUAAGAACUGUGGGGAGGCUGUUCUUGUUGUUUUUCAAUGCCAGAAGGCUUAACAGUUCUUGUAUGUUAUGCAUUCUGGCCAUAAAUCAAAGUACUCACAACAUGUAUCACUAUAGUGUCAGGUAUAGGAGUCAAGUUUCUUUCUUUAACGUUCAAACUUGUGUUUUGUUCUUUUUCUUCUGGAGAAAAAUAAGUAUUUCCCACACUAGAAGUAACCAAAAAAAAAUACAGUUCAUUAAACAUAGCAUCUGGCAUAGCUAAAGAAAGCAGUGAAUUUAUAGUGUAUGACAUGUUAAGGUCAAAAUAUCAAAAUCACACAGCAUGUGCUACCUUCCACUGCUAGCAUGUUGUGAAGCUUGUGUUCUGAUGCAAGCUGGAAUCUUCUGGUGUCAUUAGUAGCCGGUAGGCAGGCUGUAGUCAUAGGCCAUACUGUUCUAAGACAGGGGUACAUUCCCUUUAAAGGAGGCUCUGUGUUAAAAAAAAAAUGGAAAUUUUUAUUUUUUAUUUUUAUUUUAUUUCUGUAGAACAAUUAACAUGCCUUCACACGUCCUCUCAGACAUGUAUAUCAUGAUGUGACGUGAACUUGUCAAUGGUUAAGCACCAAAUCGCUAGAGGAUUUAGUUAGCUGUUGGAGAACCCACCUCAGGGAUCAUCUUGACCAUCGGAAAACAGACGAAUAUGCAGGCUGAGAAUAUUCUGCAUAAAGGCAACAUAAAGGAAACUAUUCUGUAUUUCCGACGGUGGGCUGUGGCAUUUGUAAGCUAAUAAUUCAUUUGAGGUCAUAACCUUCCCUUAAGCUUGAAGGCAAGCCACAACCACAGCUGAUCCCUCUAGCCUUAUGACAAUAUAAAUCCUACCUUACCACGUAUACCAACUUUUUAGCAGAAUCCAAACCCUUAUAGUGGACAUAAAGCACAGUAUUAUGGACAAUGGCGAAACAAGCCCCUCUCUGUUCAUGAAGCCCCAGCCCCUGUAGUCUACCACACUUAAUAUAUACCAAACAUAAUCUAAUCUUUUUGCUGCUCAGCUGUGUGUGUGUGUGUGUGUAUGUGUGUGUAUGUGUGUGUGUGUGUGUGUCAUAAAAUUGUAUCUAUUUUCUUCUAAUGUAUGUUAUUGGCUUGUAUGGUAUUCCGGACAAUUUGCCAAAGGAGUACAUUUCCAAUGUUUUUUUUUUUUAAUUUUUUUAACAUCUUCGUUGUGCACCAGGUAGUCAAAAGACAAAAUGUUUCUAAAGAUACGGUACCAUUGUUUUUUAGGAUGCCUGAAUGGCAGUAUGGAGCUCUGCCACUCCACUGUCUGUGUUCACUUUUUGUAUGCGACUGGCCCGCCCGCCACACGCACCAGGCUAUGCACAUGUUCCUGUCUGUACGUGUCUUGUUGCACCAAGCCGAAACAUACCGAAAAAAAAGAAACACUACUGUUCUUAGUCUUGAAUGUAUAAGGAAAUUACAUUUUUUUGCAGAUUAACCUGUGAAUAGGUGCCAAAAUAGUGAUAAGUGGUGAGGCUUGCAUAGUUAGGGAAGUUGCUAACGUGUCAAAAAUAUGUCGAUAAUAUUAGAAACAGACCUAUGCAGGUUACAUGUUGUAUAUAGUUCCAAGAAUCUAGCAAUCUUUAGGUGAGUUCAAAAUGUCCUGAAAAUUGCAUGGUACAGUGUAACAAUGAUUCUUUAAAACACAUAAACACAUGACUAUAUAUAUAUUUAUGUCUGUGUGUAUGUGUGUGUGUACACACACACACACACACACACACACACACACAUAUAUAUACAUAUACACACAUAUAUAUACAAAUAUAUAUGUAUAGAGAGUUAAAUAUAGAUUAUACAUAUAUAUAUAUAUUGGCUAAUGAUUGUGGGUGGUGGAAAAGACGAGGGCAUGGAAAGGUCUUUAAUUUCAAGCACUUGAUCUGGAGAAGUGUAGCUAGGCAAUAAAAAUACCUCUUUCUCUUGUGUCUGUGCCCCAGUAGAGUGAGGUGCCACCGUUUGGACUUUGUCCUGUAGUUUGGAGCUCUCAUUCAGUCCCCAGUAUGUCUCCUACCAACAGCCCCACACCUAUCAUUCUCAGUCCACUGCUGCAGACUCCCC
Messenger RNA from Clupea harengus (Atlantic herring), 3784 nucleotides. RefSeq names its product sprouty homolog 4 (Drosophila) (gene spry4). The record is from RefSeq and is a predicted model, not a curated record. Gene Ontology annotation, biological process: multicellular organism development; negative regulation of Ras protein signal transduction; animal organ development. Gene Ontology annotation, cellular component: membrane; cytosol. NCBI's taxonomy places the organism in Eukaryota, Metazoa, Chordata, Actinopteri, Clupeiformes, Clupeidae.